Molecule: messenger RNA, 1392 nt
Organism: Lycium ferocissimum
Lineage: Eukaryota; Viridiplantae; Streptophyta; Magnoliopsida; Solanales; Solanaceae
Exons: 2
Coding region: 1-1392 (463 amino acids)
Source: RefSeq, a predicted model, not a curated record
AUGAAUGUAUUGCAUAAUUCCAGAAAUAGAGAGGUCACUCAAGAUGCACCAGCCAUUGAAAAUCCUGUAGAAUUAUCGAUUAAUGAAGUAUUUGGGGGCUUAAUGCAAGAGGGUGUUGAUGUAGGUCCGUCACAUGUGGUGGGAGAAGAAGAAAUGUUACAUGAUAUGCCUGCUUCAAAUAACAAAGAUUUGUUUGAGUUUCUUGGAGAUGGACGCCAAGAAUUGUUAAGUGACAAGGGAAUGACUAUGAUACUAGAUCUACUCGAGAGAGAUGCAUUUAAAUUUGCAAAGAUUCCUAAUUCUUUUUAUGAGGCCAAGAAAACCAUCAAGAAGUUGUGUCUUGACUAUAUCAAGAUGUAUGCUUGUCCAAAUGAUUGCAUGUUUAUGCGGGAAGAUGAUGUUAAUGCAGAAACAUGCAAGUAUUGCCACACUUCUAGAUGGAAGCCCAAGAAGGAGAGAAUUAAAGAUCAUGCACCUACUACAAGUGAGAAACAAAAGAAGAACAGGAAAAAGCCUGCAAAAAUUUUGCGCUACUUUCCAUUAAAACCAAGACUACAAAGACUGUUCAUGUGCUCUAAGAUUGCUGAGCAUAUGACCUGGCAUGCGGAGGAUGGUAACAAAGAUGGAACCAUAAGACAUCUUAGAGAUGGUGAGGCAUGGGAGAGGUUUGAUACAACUUCUCCUGAAUUUGCUUCUAAUCCUCGAAAUGUUCGAUUAGGCCUAGCUAGUAAUGGUUUCAAUCCUUUUGGGACAAUGAGUACUAAUUAUAGCAUUUGGCAUAUGGUUUUGGUUCCAUAUAACCUUCCUCCUUGGUUAUGUAUGAAGCAACCAAAUUUCAUCCUCUCAAUGAUCAUUCUAGGUCCACGUACGGCAGGGAAUAACAUAGAUGUAUACCUACAACCCCUUAUUAUGGAGUUGAAUGGGUUGUGGUGGGAAGGUGUGGACAUUUUUGAUUCAUCAAAGGAUGAAAUGUUUAGAAUGCGAGCAACUCUUAUGUGGACAGUUAGUGAUUUUCCUGGACUUGAUAUCUUAUUUGGUUGGAACACACAUGCUGGUCUUGCAUGCCCCUCUUGUAAUUUUGAUGCAGAACCUUGUCGACUUCGUCAUAGUAGAAAGUGGUGUUUUAUUGGCCAUUGUCAUUUUUUGGGAAGAAAACAUAAAUUUAGAAUUAUGAGGCAUCGUUUUGAUGGGAAUGUCGAAGAGAGGACCCGUCCGAAGAAGUUAUCAGGGUCAGACAUUUUGCAACAAGUGAAAGAUAUCAAUGUCACAUUUGGAAGACAAGCAGAAUUGAAUGGUAAAAGUAAACAAAAUGGGAAAGGGAGUGUUGGAGAAGGUGCAACUCAACAAUGGAGAAAAAAACACAUUCUUCGACCUUCCAUAUUGGGAGUUUGA